Molecule: messenger RNA, 1170 nt
Organism: Fundulus heteroclitus (mummichog)
Lineage: Eukaryota; Metazoa; Chordata; Actinopteri; Cyprinodontiformes; Fundulidae
Gene: endog
Product: endonuclease G
Exons: 6
Coding region: 148-1053 (301 amino acids)
Biological process (GO): apoptotic DNA fragmentation
Cellular component (GO): mitochondrial inner membrane; nucleus
Molecular function (GO): single-stranded DNA endonuclease activity; metal ion binding; nucleic acid binding
Source: RefSeq, a predicted model, not a curated record
UCCACUGACGUCAGAGCAAACACCGGAAGUGAGCUCAGAGCGCAACCUUCAAAGCAACCUUCCAGAACUUUAAAGACUUUGUGGUGCUGAGAUUAUUGCAACAGCGAAGCCGCUGCAGCGGUCCGGAUCAGCGGCUCCGCCGGAACCAUGGAGCUGCUGGGUCGAACCGGAGCCACCCUGCUGUUGGGAGCGGGACUCGGAGCCGCAGUAAGCCGCCUGCUGAGCUGCAGAAGGCGGACUGAGGAGGAGCAGACAGCCGGUCUAUUGGGAUGGGUUCCGGUCCUCCCGGUACCGGAGCCUCUGACCGUCCGGGCCUCCGAACUCACCGUGAGUCCAGGUAACUCUGGAGCUGUGAUGAAGUACGGCUUUCCCUCUUUGGCCAAUAUCAGGUCCAGAGAGUCCUACGUCACGUCCUACGAUCCUCGCACACGCACUGCAUCCUGGGUAAUAGAGAAGCUAAACCCCGCCUCCCUGACAGGUGCGUCAAACAGGAAGUUCUGUGAGUUCAAAGAGGAUGACAGCGUGCACGUUUUCCACAGAGCCACCAACGCCGACUACAGGGGGAGUGGCUUUGACAGGGGGCACCUGGCUGCUGCAGCCAAUCACAAGUGGAGUCAAAAGGCAAUGGAGGACACCUUCUACCUCAGCAAUGUGGCUCCACAGAACCCUAAUCUGAACCAGAACACCUGGAACAACCUGGAGAAGCUCUGCCGCUCUCUGACCAAGCACUACCUCAAUGUCUACGUCUGCACGGGCCCCCUCUACCUGCCCAGGCAGGAGGAUGAUGGGAAACUCUACGUCAGGUACCAGGUGAUUGGACGCAACCACGUUGCUGUACCUACACACUUCUUCAAGGUGCUGAUUCUAGAGCAGGCCGACGGCAAGGGGGUGGAGCUUCGCUCCUAUGUUUUACCAAAUGAACCAAUCGAUGAGAAGGUUCCUCUGGAGCGUUUCCUGGUUCCUAUAGAAACCAUCGAGCGGGCGUCUGGACUCCUGUUUGUCCCAAACAUCAUGAAGAGGACGAGCAGCCUGCAGGCCAUCAGCAAUAACUAAACUACAGUAACCAGAAUCCCCUGCUGUAGUCUGGUGUGGCCAUGGGGGGGUGUUGUCACUUCCUGUAGUUUUUCUGUAGUUUUUUUUAUUAAAGUCAGCUGAUCUGAAAGAGUGCCA